Messenger RNA from Musca domestica (house fly), 1786 nucleotides. Its product is annotated as membrane-bound alkaline phosphatase-like. Gene Ontology annotation, molecular function: alkaline phosphatase activity. Bases 21 to 1640 code for a protein of 539 amino acids. Gene Ontology annotation, biological process: dephosphorylation. The transcript has 3 exons. The record is from RefSeq and is a predicted model, not a curated record. NCBI's taxonomy places the organism in Eukaryota, Metazoa, Arthropoda, Insecta, Diptera, Muscidae.
GCUUAACACACCAUUGAGCUAUGUACAAAAUUCUAGCAAGUUUCAUAAUUAUCGUCCUCAUAAUUUGGUUAUUAUUACACAAUGGUGGCGGUACGCAAAAAACUCAUAGUGAAUCAAAACCCGAAAUUUUUAAUCCUCGAAAGAUAUUCAAUGAAAAUAGAUUUACUCCAAAAGUGGAAAAACAUGCAGAAUAUUGGCAUUCAAUCGGCCAAAUGGAAUUAUUGAAAAAUUUACAGAGAAAAGAACUGAAUUUAAAUAGAGCGAAAAAUGUUAUCCUGUUUCUCGGCGACGGUAUGUCAGUGAGCACCCUUACAGCAGCCCGCAUUCUCAAGGGACAAAGGAAAAAUCAAACGGGCGAAGAGGAGUCACUGAGUUUCGAAAAUUUCCCUUAUGUCGCCCUAAGUAAGACGUAUUGCGCUAAUUCCCAGGUGGCAGAUUCCGCUUGUACUGCCACCGCCUAUCUAUGUGGUGUAAAGGGAAAUAUUGGCACCAUUGGUGUAAAUGGUCAUGUAGAAUUUGGUAAUUGUACAGCCAGCAUGGAUCCGGCAAAUCAAGUCUCCUCCAUACUUGCCUGGGCACAAAAGGCGGGAAAAGCAACUGGAUUCAUAACCACAACCUCGCUAACGCAUGCCAGUCCGGCAGGGACCUACGCCCAUGUGGCAAGUCGCUUGUGGGAAAGUGAUAGCGACAUAAUUAAAUACUCCAAUGGUAAAAUCGAUACCAGCACUUGUCCAGAUAUGGCUCAACAAUUGAUUAGCCAAGAGCCGGGGCGUAAUUUCGACAUAAUAAUGGGCGGUGGUAUGGGUAAAUUUAUACCCCGGACUACCAAAGACUUUCAUGACAAUGGGGGCGAACGGAAGGAUAAUAGAAAUUUACUUUCUCUAUGGCAAACAAUGCAUCCCCAAGGAGUGCUGGUGACAAAUCGCCAACAGUUGUUCAAAGCAAAUACUUCUGAAAUUUCACAUAUCAUGGGUAUAUUUCAAAGUGAAACCAUGCAAUAUCAUGCCCUGGCUGAUGAGGCACAACAACCCACGUUAAUGGAAAUGACAAAAGUGGCAUUGGAUUUUUUGCGUCGUAAAAAUCGAGAGUAUUUCAUAUUCAUCGAAGGCGGUAAAAUCGAUUCAGCCCAUCAUUCCACAAAGGCCGGUUUGGCUUUGGAUGAAACAUUGGAAUUUGAAAAGGCCAUACAAUUGGCUCGCGAUAUGACAGAUCCAAAAGAUACCCUCAUUGUGGUCACAGCCGAUCAUGGCCAACCCUUAACUAUUGGUGGCUAUCCAAGACGUGGUAGUCCCAUAUUGGGCCUCAAUGAAAAUGAACGAGCUUCGGAUGGUUUGAAGUUUUCCACACUAAAUUAUCCGAUGGGUCCGCAACAAUAUCGUGAUGAGAAAACGGGAAAACGUUUGGAUCUUGGCAAAUUGUCAUGGAAAAUUGAUAGCCCAUAUCCCAGUUAUAUUCCUUCGUUUUACAGCUCACAUUCCGGUGAGGAUGUUGGUGUCUAUGCUUCGGGUCCCCAUGAUUAUCUAUUUACUGGUGUUCUGCAGCAAAAUACGAUACCUCAUCUCAUUGCAUAUGCUGCCUGCCUUGGUGAGGGUCUAACGUUGUGCAACGAAAACGGUGAAGGGAAGAAUAUAAGUAAUUAGGUAAAAUGAAAUAAAUCUACUUCCGAUUUUAGUAAAAUUAUUCAUUGUAUACUAGCAAAUGCCCGCUAUUUUGUAUGUGGAAUAAGCAAUUUAUAUUAAGUGAAUUUAUGUUAAGAGAAUUUUUUGUACCCAAAUAAAAAGCUUUA